AGCAGUUCAAAGAGCACAGGCUGAAAACAACGUUAGAAAACUGUGGAGGGAGCGAGGCGUCUGUGGUGGCACCUUGGAUUAAAAGACGUCUUAUUCAAAGUCCUGUUAACAUGAGUCAUCGUUCUCGAGUCCCCAGGGUGCAACAGCAUGUCCACUGUGACUCCUGCUACAGCCGGCGCUGCAGGGCUCGGGUGGAGGUCUCUGUGAGCUGUGCUGUCAUCCCCUGCCGCCUGCUCUGUGGAGCUCUCUUCCACCUGUGCAAAGAGGAGGAUCACAUGCUGCUCUGCCCUAACGUGAGGGUGCCCUGCCUCAACGCUGAGUUCGGCUGCCAGGUCCACCUGCCCCGCUCCUCGCAGGCAGCUCACCUCCAGCUGUGUCCAGCCAGUGUGGUGUGUUGCUCCAUGGAGUGGAUCCGCUGGCCAGCUGAUGACACAAACCCACACAGUAACCUAGCCCUGCAAGAGAAUGUGAUGAAGGAAAAUGACGUGCAGGAGGAGGCUCUGGAUUUUGCCAUGGCCCUGGUUGAUCAGACAGAGCUUUUUGCCUGCCUGAAAAUGAAGAACCUCUAUCCAGAGCUGAUGGAGGAAGAAGAGGAGGAAAUAAAGGAUCAGAAAGAGGAUACGGCAGUGGAAGAGUUUGUGAAUGUUGCUUCAAAUAAAGACACCAAUGAAGGUCUCCCCACAUCUGCAUGCGCAGGAAACAGCCUGUGUGAGAGUAAUGCUGUUGGAGAGACUGUACCAGACAGUGUGGGGAAAGACUUCAGCAUUAACAUAAGGAACUACAACUUGUGUGAGAUGAUGUUCGGCAUGGAGAGAGGUGCUUGUGCUGUCGCUGAGGAAAACAAAGACAAAAAACCUGGUGAGGAGGGUGGGACCCACAAAGACACAGAGAAAGAUGGAGCAGCUGCAGCCAAAAACUGCCCUCAGCCAGACACAGGUCCGACAGGGCAUGCCCCAUGGCAGGAGGGGGUGCUGGAGCGUCUGGGGCAGGAUCUCACUCCACGGGAGUACAACAUGUAUAUGGUGCAUCAUGGGCGGAUGCUGCUCACCUUUGGAAAAAUCAAGGCCUGUACACCGAGGGAGGAAGAUUUCGUCUACGGUAGUCUGGAGCCAAUCCCAGUCCAGACUCUGCGCUCUUUCAAGGUCCCUGACAGCUAUCACUACAGGCAGCGGGUGUAUGACAAACCGGCUCGGGUUAAAACCGAGCCUCGCAGUGUGGACACAUCAGACCUUGGUGCCACCGAAGAGGACUGGUUAAGUGACGAAGCAGAAGCCACGCUGCUGGGCUACGCUGAGAAGGAGGUCAUGGGUCACAAGAUCAGCGAGUUGAAGGGAGCUGAUGGACUCUAUGUUGACGAGGGAACGCAGACGUACUCGUUCCGCACGGCUCCGUUUAAACAAAAGACGACCCUGGCAGAGGUCAUGGUGGACAGACCGCUGAAGCUUCAUCUUCAGCUGCAGUCAGAGAGGGUGAGCACCAGACACCCCAGAGCUAGCUGUGUCUUCACCUUCCUCUGCGGUCACACCUUCCACCGCAAAGAGUUCGCCACACAUUUCAGGAAUGUCCACAGUGACAUCCAGACCUCUCUGAGCGGAUGGUUCGAGCAGAGAUGUCCCCUAGCAUAUCUGGGAUGCACCUACAGUCAGAAGAGGUUUCAGCCCUCCACGCAUAAAGCCACCGUCUCCUACGAUCGGCAGCUCAGGAGCUUCAAGUUGCAUCCAACACUUGAGGACUCAGUGGGUGAUGACUCCCAGCUGCCCAGAAACUCCACUGUUCAGAAGAAGAGGAGAGGUCAGGCGGGAGGAGGGGAGGACUCACUGAGCUCGCUGCCCUUUGAGGUGCUGUGCCACAUGGCCAGUUUCCUGGACAGUCUGUCCCUGUCUCAGCUGGCUCUGGUGUCCCGGCUCAUGAGGCAGGUGUGCUCCUCGCUACUGCAGGAGAGAGGGAUUGUCACCCUUCACUGGGAGAAGAAGACCUACUCACAUGGAGCAGCCAAGUGGAAGGCAAAACCUGUAUGGGAGUUUAGUCACCUCUUCUCAGCAGUAGAUUCGUGGCAUUUGGCAGACACUCCUCCGAUAUCUGCUCAUCUAAAUGUCUGUCCUUAUUAUGAGACUUCGCCACACAGUGAGCGUGUUGCCCUCCCCGGCAUGACUGAGAAAAGAGGGGCCAGUGAGGAGAGGCUGAGUCUUAUCAAACAUUUCACAGGAAACAGAAACAGAUGGCAACAGUGAAAAAAGAAGCAUGACAUAGCAGAAAUAAAAUCAGCUUUAAUUUACUGCAACAUUGUUUAAUAUGAAAAUACUCUGGAGCAUAUGAACUGCAAUCAUUCACAUCAUGCAUCUCUUCACUUGCCUGUCCGAAUUGUCUUGUGUCUCACUGGUGAAGAGAAGAGCAGCAGUCUGAUGGAAAUGUUUGCAUGCAACCAGUCAUGUAGUGUUUGUGUUCUCAGUCAGGAGGUUUAUGCUGCACUAAACCCACACGCAUGCCACAUAGUGAACACAUACAGUAUAUAUAAAAUAUUAUUACAGUAGAGCACUGGUUCUCAAACUGUGAUAUCAUACUACCAAAAGACUAUGCUGGAAUGUCAUUUAGGAUAGGUUUUUUUCUUUGCUGUAAUAUUUUGUUACAGUAUCAGCCUGAGCUGUAAUCAUGUUCAGGCAGGUAGUGUAUAGGACACAUACAUCCAUGAUUAGUUACCAUGUGACAGCGAGAUAGUAAGUGGAGGUAAAAUGAACAGUUCAAAACCUCAAUCACAGAUUCAAACAGGAAAUAUUAGGAAGAGCAGUGCAGAUCAGGGGUACCACCUUUUCCACCAAAUGAACUCUGGUUCAUGAACUGGUUCUGUGCAGGAUUCAACAAAAGUCAACAAUAAAUCAUCUUCUUAUAAUAAAUAAUAAUAAACCUGCCUCCUGUGUCAGCUGUC
This is a messenger RNA of Larimichthys crocea (large yellow croaker), 2923 nucleotides long. RefSeq names its product F-box only protein 40. The coding region runs from base 111 to 2231 and encodes 706 amino acids. The transcript is spliced from 9 exons. Gene Ontology annotation, cellular component: cytoplasm. The record is from RefSeq and is a predicted model, not a curated record. Lineage: Eukaryota; Metazoa; Chordata; Actinopteri; Sciaenidae. Gene Ontology annotation, molecular function: ubiquitin protein ligase activity; protein binding; zinc ion binding.